AUUCUUUUACUGUGUUUGUUUCUGUUUGCGCGGUUCCGUUUUAUAGCAGCAGCAGAAGCGAAGCGCUUAAUACCGUCUCGUCUAUUUCUCCUGAAUCAUCGCCAAGUCGUCACAGCCCCACGAGUCCCAGUCGAGUCGAGUCGAGUCGAGUCGAACUGUGCGUGAAAAGCUGUCGUCAUAUUCUAUACGAAAAGAAAACCCGCCCUUGAACAAACAGAAACAGAACAGACCUGAUACGCGCCCUCCACAUUUUACCGUCAUUCCUCUCGCCUCGUCUUACCUUUGAGCUGUUCUUUUCCCACUCAUUCCCCCCUUCUCUAUUACCUCCUCUCGAUCGCAUCGCGUCGUCUCUUCUUUUUAUUUUAUCUCUUUACAUUAUCUCUUAUCAGCUCAACAUGACGUGGGAACUCUCCCAGAGGCGGUUUAUCCGCUCCAUCAACUCAAAGUACAUUUACGGUCGCAUCCCUCUACUGCAUACUAUUGUCUUUUUAAUCGAAAUGGCUUUCAUCGCUAGACUUACUGCUAGAUUCAACUCUUACUACGAUGAACGACCACUCAUGACCAUGAUGGUCACCAACGCCAUCCUCGGAGGCGUCGCAGACACAGUCGCCCAGUCCAUCACCGCCAUCCGCGAACGAGCUAUCCGCCAACCCGGUGGCCUCAAGAAGAACGACGGCGUCGCCAUUGAGAUCCACGAGCUCGAUCGAAAGAACCCCUUCUACGAGCGCGACCUGAUCCCCGACUCGGUCGGCCUUCCCCCACCCUUUGACUUUGAGCGUCUCACCCGCUUCAUGGCCUACGGUUUCUGCAUGGCCCCCGUGCAGUUCAAGUGGUUCCGAUUCCUCGAGCGUAUCUUCCCCGUUACCAAGACGAGCGCUUUCGUCCCCGCCAUGAAGCGCGUUGCUUUCGACCAGCUUAUCUUUGCGCCGUUCGGUCUGGCUGUUUUCUACACCACCAUGACAAUUGCCGAGGGUGGUGGUCGUCGCGCUGUGUCCAACAAGCUUCGGGACAUGUACAUUCCUACUCUCAAGGCCAACUAUGUUGUCUGGCCUGCUGUGCAGAUUGUCAACUUCCGUUUGAUGCCUGUUCAAUUCCAACUGCCUUUCGUGUCGACAAUCGGUAUUGCCUGGACAGCAUACCUCUCCUUGACCAACUCUGCCUCCGAGUAAACUUAUUAUAUCUUCGAAACGUCGUCAAAUCGGCGUCGAGCCAGCUACAGGUGCAUCGUAUCAGAUUAUAUUGUCUAUGAUGAUGGUUCAGUCCAUCACGUAAAACCGGCGUUGAGAUUUACUUUGUUCAUAUACUGCAAGCCCUGCGAUUUGCGAGAGGUCAAGGCCUCAAUAUUAUUUGCAGAACUGCCUGGCAUGGCAUCUUCCAUUUUAUUGUCGUUGUGGAAUUGGGUUCCGGACCAUGUUUAGAUUAACAACUUGUGUCUCGUUGGGAGUUUCGGGUCGGUAGAUGUUUUGAACGAUAUGAAUUGACAUUUGUUCGCGACUGUGUCUGCUUGACGAACUAUUCACCUGGGCGGCUAGCUUUAUUGAUACAAGCUCAAUCGAUGUUCAAUACCUACGUAAGAUGUAACGGGAGUAUCACAAGCCAAAGUCGACUCUCACAUAAGACGGCUAUCGAUGCAUUUAGGCGUCGUUUGUGCGUCGAAGAAACCAAUAGCUUGUAGAUAAUACCGUUGUGGCGUACAGGUUAGACUUUUCCUGGCUUGGCUUUUUGUGCCUCGCAUAAUGAAAAUUGCAAAGUCCCAGCGACAAGACAAAGCAAACAAGCACACGACACCAGAUGCAAAUGCAGCUACUGCAGCUACACAAACAGAAGCUCUGUCAAAUACGGAUUGGGAAUACGGAACAUUGCAGUCCAACCCCGCAAAGAACAAGGGCCCCCCUGUGAGUAAGUGACGAUGGAGCCCGAUAGUCGGCGUCUGACUCAAGAAUUCAAGGGGGCAAGGGUAGUGGAGAAUAAAGAUGUUCAGACUGUUGAUCAGACAUGUUCAAGGGCAAUUGAGUUCGUCAUAGCUUGGAAAUAUGGAAUGGAGUACAGUAUACACAGUGGAAGAGUGUUUUCAUUGAAUUGUUAUAGAAUAGAAUUGGUGGUUCAUAUGUGUCUUGCAGCAGCAGCAGCAGCAGCAGCAGCAGCAGCAGUAAGCCGUUUGUCUCACUCGACAACCUACUCUGUACUCAGUGAUCCAAUUGAACAGCAAAUACCUGAUACUAAUUAACCACAAGUACUGUCAUAAAUUCUCUUUCUGCCGCACUCUCUAAUCGGACUAAUCCCGGCCACAGGGUCAGGGUCGGUCAGGGUCUUUGUACCGUGCUAGCAAAGUUUGCCCUCAGCUUGGCGUAUGAUUUGAUAGUGCCAAUGCUCAAGUGCGUCACUCUUUAUGGAAACUUUUUCAUCUCUCCUCCGCCAUUCGGAGCUCAGCCAUUAGUAUACUGCAUUGGUACAGGUACCUCUCUUCUUUUUUUCUUCCCCGCCCCCACCAAUAACCAAUAACCAGGCCCAAAUCCACGUCCCCAAGUCAUUGCCCGCCUCUUCUGCUCGUGGUAAAUAACUUAACCCAACAAGGCCCCAACUUUUGACUUUUCAACUUCCCAAUUCUCUUACCUUUGAUCCUUCAGCUUCGGAAUCUCCUUCUUCUUCCAGAUACCCCAGAUUUCCUUUCCUUUCCCAUCAUAUCAUAACAUCAAAACUGCCCAUCAUGUCCAACGUCGAGGUCACAGAGAACGGGGCUGCUCCCACCAUCCACAAGCCUCACCACAAUGCUGCUCUGCCUUACCAGUCCGUCGGCGACUUUCUCUCAAACACCAACAACUUCAAGAUCAUUGAGAGCACCUUGAGAGAGGGCGAGCAGUUUGCCAAUGCCUACUUUGACACAGGUAUGUCGUCACUGUAUCUAUCACAAGCUGAGAAGUAGCCAACUAACAUGAUUGUGCCCAACAGAGACCAAGAUCAAGAUGUACGACGACCAUUCGCUCCAUCUACCCAUCGGCGAUCGAUAUCCUAACAUUUCUAUAGUGCCAAGGCUCUCUCUGACUUUGGUGUCGAGUACAUUGAGCUCACCAGCCCUCUCGCCUCUCCCCAGUCCCGCAAGGACUGUGAGGAGAUCUGCAAGCUCGGCCUCAAGGCCAAGAUCCUCACUCGUGAGUCUUCAAUUGCGAAAGACAUGGAGUCGUGAACGAUUUGCUAACAGAACACUAGACGUGCGAUGCACAGUAAGUUCUCGUGCGACGUUGGCCAGCUCGAGCCUAAAUUAACACUAGCGUAGAUGGAAGAUGCCAAGGUCGCUGUUGAGACCGGUGUCGACGGUAAUCAUCCCAAUGCCUUAAUUGCUGUUUGACAGAAGCUGAUUAUUUCCAGGUGUCGAUGUUGUUAUUGGUACUUCUCAGUACCUGAGAGAGCACUCUCACGGAAAGGACAUGGCUUACAUCAAGGAGUCUGCCAUUGAGGUCAUCCGAUACAUCAAGAGGUUCGUCGUCUUACUGCAAAAGUCCUGAAAGACCACUGUACUGACAGUUCGUUUAGCCAAGGCAAGGAGGUCCGAUUCUCUUCUGAGGACUCUUUCCGAGUAUGUUCCCUGUACUCCCAAUUGGGGGAAAUUGGUAGCUAACGCAAAUAACAGAGUGACCUUGUCGACCUUCUCAGCCUUU
Fusarium graminearum PH-1 is the source of this 3656-nucleotide messenger RNA. RefSeq lists its product as uncharacterized. The transcript is spliced from 4 exons. NCBI's taxonomy places the organism in Eukaryota, Fungi, Ascomycota, Sordariomycetes, Hypocreales, Nectriaceae. Bases 396 to 1169 code for a protein of 257 amino acids. The record is from RefSeq and is a predicted model, not a curated record. Gene Ontology annotation, cellular component: membrane; cytoplasm.